CUAGUACCGGCUGGUUUGACCACGUACGAAUGACGGCUGAGCUGAGCGGCAGCUGCGCGACCUCGGGGAGAUAUUUUCCGUUCAACCCCCGGAGGACGAGGGCGCGGCCAGCCCGCCAGCAUGGGGAACCUGCGGCUCUCCACCGGUCUCAAGACUGACGCAGCCACGUCCGAGCAAGUCGGCAAACUCAUAUCCAGAAGGAUCUGCAGUGGCAUGACAUAUUAUUACGCCCCGGUCACAGAGGCUGAACACCAGACAGUGAGCCCCGUCUCGACCGAUCCGGCCGCCCGAGACGAUUCUCCGUCCGAAUCACGCGUUGCUGGUUCCGCCCCGAAGCAGCCCCGCCCUCGACCGCUCCUCCUCUUCUUCUCCUGGCUCGGCGCUCAUCCAGCCGGCGUGGCCAAGUACAUGGACCUGUACGCGGGCCAGGGCCUGGACAUCCUCCUGGUCCAGAGCCGGGUGAUGCACUUCCUGUGGCCCCGCUGGGGCCUGGACUACGGCCUGGAGAUCCUGAAGGUCCUGGAGGAGCCGCCCUUCUCUGGACGGGAGGUUCUGGUCCACGCCGCCUCCAUCGGCGGCUACACCUUCACCCAGAUGCUCGUCCACAUCUCCCAGGAGCCCAAGAAACACGCCGGCCUCACGCGACGGGUGGUAGGGCAGGUCUACGACAGCCUGGUGGUCGGCUCGUUGGAACACAUGGCCACAGGCCUCGGCCAGACGCUGGCGCCGCGCUUUGAAAGCCUCGUCAGAAACUCGGCGCUGCUCUACUUCUGGCUCUUCAGGUCCUACACGGCCGACCUGUACGAGUCCAGCGUGCAGGUGUUCCACCAGAGCCCCGUCACGGCCCCGGCCCUCUUCUUCUUCAGCCAGAACGACGCCAUGUGCGACGCCGCCUCCCUGGAGAGGCUGAUGGCCCUGUGGAGGGGGAGGGGCGUGGCCGUGGCCGACAGGAAGUGGGCGGAGUCCACGCACGCCGCCCACCUGCGGCGCCACCCGGAGGACUACGUGUCCACGCUGCGGCGCUUCCUCGGAUCCAUACCCGCCGGCGUGUGACACGUCCCAGCAUGCUCCACAGUGGCAGACUGAAUGCACUUUUUUAUUAUUUUAGCUUUCAAUUUUAGUUUAAAUAAUGUGACAAAUGUAUGUCGUCCUCAACUUUUUAAAAGUUUUAAUUGAUUUAGUUGCUUUGAAGUUUUAAAUUAUUUAAUAAAUAUGCUAAACUUGA
Molecule: messenger RNA, 1225 nt
Organism: Cololabis saira (Pacific saury)
Lineage: Eukaryota; Metazoa; Chordata; Actinopteri; Beloniformes; Belonidae
Product: transmembrane protein 53-A-like
Exons: 3
Coding region: 121-1053 (310 amino acids)
Molecular function (GO): serine hydrolase activity
Source: RefSeq, a predicted model, not a curated record